GCUUCUAGCUGUUGUGAAUGACCAACGCGUGUGUUAAGUGCUGAUUGUCUUUUUCGCGUUAAGAGAUCAACACAAAAAACUAAUACGAUUAACAGGCAAGGUUGGACUACUUCCAUCAUCUUCAGUUGUUCGAUACUCACUAUCGAAGAAAGAGACGUUGAACUGUUCGAGUCAACGAGCAUGGGAGAUAAUACUGUUAGAAGUUAGACACCGAAGAAUUUUCACAAUAUGGAAUCGGACAGUACAGCGGAUCUACAAGCUAUGUCAAAUGAUCAACUUAAAGAGCAUUUGCAAAAGAUACGCUCAAAUCAUGCAUCUUUAAAGGCCGAAAUCGAAAGAGUACGUACAAUUCCCUCUUCCGAAGAAAUGCAAGAAUGGGUGGAAGCAAAUUCAAGAGUAUUACCUCAAACCUUGGUAGAUCUAUCGCAAAGGAUAGCCGUCGCUGAGGAAAAAUGUAUCCUUCACAGAACAGCAGGUUGGACCGUAUUUGAGAUCGAUCUCGAUAUCGGACGGAGAGAAAGACAAAUGCGUAGAGAAGAAGGUCGUUCUAAGCUUGGGAAAUCUUCAUUAGGUCUAGGCGUUCGCCUUGACACUUUCUUUCGCGGUCGAUUUCAUGAGCCUUAUUAUUUGAUCUUUGCCAAACAAUCUCAACUGCUGGACAACAAAGCAAAAGUUACAAAUUCAGCGCUCGAUGCGGGAAAACUUGAAGCAAGAUAUGAAAUGGAAGCCAGGGACGAUGAUGAUGACCUCCCGCAUGCUGAUAGCGAAGAAGAUGAAGAUGGAAUGGAAGCUGUGCGCUUGAUCCGUCAUACGAUUCCUCUCUUUGUGCCAUUGCAAACUCUCAUCAAGCAAUACCUUGGUCAGGAUGGUGGUAUGGUGAGCGAACGGAGAAGGGGAGGUCUUGAUUUAUUGGACGGAUUGAUGAGUCGAAAUGGCAUGACGGACUUCCUAGGUAAGCUACACACAUACUUGCAAGUAUUUGUUUGUCGCAGAGAGCAGACGAUCGGUCUAAAAAACAUUCGCCUUCCCGGAGAGCAUCAUUCGGAAUUGAUCGCAUAUGCCAAUGAUGCUUUCGACAUGAUCACCAUUCGCUGGGCUGUCCCGAUGGUGUCAAUGAAAGAUGUAGACGAAUACGAGAGGCAGAAUGGAAUUGUACAUCCGCGUGCUUCCACCGCUGAAGAGCAAAGUACAUUGAUGCACAAACGAAGACUAAGAUAUGAACAUGCGAGAGGAAUGGCAAGACGAUCACAAACGGGAGAUCGCGUUCGCAAUGUCGAAAUCAAGAUUCAAUUCACCAACUUGUUCGCCGAUGCAUUAGGAAAAGUGGAUCCGGAGUAUAAAGAACCGGAAAAGUCCAGCGAUGAAUUCAAAGAAGGCAGAACAUUAUUCGAAAACGGUACUGUACGCAUUGAACAUCAACGUCCAAAGAAGAAAAGAAAAAGGAGGGAGAAUUCGCCAGAAAUUUUCCACGUCGCUACCCGUCGAUCUGAUUGUGAAGUAUUUUUCGCUAAUGAAACAGGUCAAUUAGAAAAUGCUGUUCAACAAUCUUUGAUCAGAAUAUUUGCCGAUCACCUUGAACGUGAAUCAGAAAUGGACAAGUGCAUGACAGAGCGCUUCCUCAAAGGCGAGUUAAAAACUGGCAUAAACGGUUCAAGAGGAAGGAACAAGAUCCGCAGAGAGCACUACACUCUGAUUGUCUGAAAGACAUGAGAACGUCAUUCCUCCAUUUGUAUUACUACAUAUUGUACAUGUAACAUCACCUUAAUCUUACACUUUGUAUUCGUACAUUAAUCGUCGAAAAGAUCA
Molecule: messenger RNA, 1806 nt
Organism: Meira miltonrushii
Lineage: Eukaryota; Fungi; Basidiomycota; Exobasidiomycetes; Exobasidiales; Brachybasidiaceae
Exons: 1
Coding region: 229-1701 (490 amino acids)
Cellular component (GO): Mis6-Sim4 complex; kinetochore
Source: RefSeq, a predicted model, not a curated record